Castor canadensis (American beaver) is the source of this 945-nucleotide messenger RNA. RefSeq names its product olfactory receptor 5B12-like. NCBI's taxonomy places the organism in Eukaryota, Metazoa, Chordata, Mammalia, Rodentia, Castoridae. Gene Ontology annotation, cellular component: membrane. Gene Ontology annotation, molecular function: olfactory receptor activity; G protein-coupled receptor activity. The record is from RefSeq and is a predicted model, not a curated record. Gene Ontology annotation, biological process: G protein-coupled receptor signaling pathway.
AUGGAGAAUAGUACAGAAGUGACUGAGUUCAUUCUUAGAGGGCUAGGGCAUGAGCCAGAACAACAGACCGCAUUCUUCAUAAUCUUCUUUCUUAUCUACCUCACCAGUCUGCUUGGGAACCUGGGAAUGAUUGGACUGAUCCUGCUGGACUCUCAUCUCCACACCCCUAUGUACUUUUUCCUCAGUAACCUGUCCCUGGUGGACUUUGGAUAUUCUUCAGCUGUCACUCCUAAGGUGAUGGCAAGUCUCCUCACAAGAGCUACAAUCAUGUCCUACAACUCUUGUGCCACCCAGCUCUUCUUCUUUGUAGGUUUUAUCACUGUAGAAAGUUUCCUCUUGUCCUCCAUGGCUUAUGACCGCUAUGCAGCAGUGUGUAAGCCCCUCCAUUACACCACCAUUAUGACCAUGAAUAUGUGUGCUUUUUUGACCUUGGGCUCCUAUGUCUGUGGUUUCUUUAAUGCCUCCAUCCAUACAUGGAACAUUUUCAGGCUCUCCUUCUGCAAGUCCAAUGUAGUUGAUCACUUUUUCUGCGAUAUUCCUCCUCUCCUGGCUCUUUCCUGCUCAGACACUUAUGUUAGUGAGAAGGUUAUUUUUUUUGCAGUAGGUUUUAAUGAACUCUUCUCUGUCCUGGUCAUAAUGAUCUCCUACCUGUUUAUAUUCAUGGCCAUCCUGAGGAUGCAUUCAUUUGAAGGGCGCCAGAAGGCCUUCUCCACCUGUGCUUCUCACCUCACUGCAGUCUCCAUCUUCUAUGGGUCAGGGUUCUUCGUGUACUUACAGCCCAGCUCCAGUCACUCCAUGGGCACUGACAAAAUGGCAUCUGUGUUCUACACCAUGGUCAUCCCCAUGCUGAACCCAAUGGUCUACAGCCUGAGGAACAAAGAGGUUAAGAAUGCCUUCAAAAAGGCUCUGUGGAAAGCAAAAUCUUCUAUAAGACUCAUAUUUUAA